This is a messenger RNA of Fraxinus pennsylvanica, 525 nucleotides long. The record is from the annotation of a GenBank genome assembly. Lineage: Eukaryota; Viridiplantae; Streptophyta; Magnoliopsida; Lamiales; Oleaceae.
AUGAGUUGUCUUAAUCUGAAAUGUGAACAUGAAGCUCUUGAAGUCAUUAACAGAUUGGAAACUGCAAUGCUUGCGUGGAAAGAGAAAAUCAUGGAGCAAAGUGGUAAAUCUCCUGUUCGAACAUCUUGGUCUUUCGUCAAAGAUCCAAAUUCGGAGCUGGAUAAGGCAGAGUCGGUGGUGAACCGAGCAGAUAUACUUCUGCAGCUGCUAAAGACCAAGUAUCCCAAUCUUCCUCAGAGCUUCCUUGAUGCUACGAAAGUUCAAUACGGAAAGGAUGUUCGGCAUUCGAUUCUGGAAGCCUACUCUCGAACUCUAGCUAACUUGUCAUUCAACUUUCUCUCUCGGAUAGGAGAUAUUCUACAAGAAGAUAAUCCCAAUUCACCCGUGGCAAUUUCACACCUCAUUGGAGCUAGAAUUCCCGGGAUUUCAGAUUGUCCAGUGCUGGAUCGUGUGAGACACUCCCUUAUUCGCCUGUUGAAUGGUGUUGAUGGAAAAUCACGCUUGUCACACGAUACUUGCCUAUGA